AUGUCCUCUUGGAAGAAAACAAAUGGUGGCUUGCCACAAGGUACAAAGUUGGGUCCAUUAUUGUUUGCUGUUCUCAUUAAUUCCUUACUCAAAAACUGGCCCAGUAGGAUCAAGUUUGUGGAUGACACCUCAGCCCUAGAGAUUAUACCACGUUUUUCAUCCAGUUUAAUGCCAUUAGUCGUAAAUGAAAUCUCGGACUACGCCUUAGAACGUGGAAUGGAACUAAAUUAUAAGAAAUGCAAACAAAUGUUGAUCAACUUUCUUAAAUAUAAAGGAUCUGAUGAUGAAAACCCGAUCUAUGUUGCAGGUAAACCGGUGGAAACUGUGUCCUCUUUCAAACUCCUAGGUGUAUGGAUAUCAAAUGACUUGUCAUGGAAUACUCAUGUCGACAUGGUAUUGAAAAAGGCAAAUUCUCGCUUAUACGCAUUGCGUCUGUUAAAAAAGGCUGGUCUCCAAGCAUCUGACAUCGUCCAAAUAUAUAUCUCAUUCAUCAGAUCCAGAAUUGAAUAUGCAUCCCCUGUAUGGUCGUCAAUACCUAAAUCAUUAUCUGACAUUCUCGAAUCUGUUCAAAAGAGAGCAUUGAGAAUAGCUUAUCCAGAUCUGUUAUAUGAUGAAGCCCUUGAAAUUUCAAACUUACAGUAUCUGAGUACUCGUAGAGACAUCUCUUGCAAGAAAUUCGUCGAAUCUCUGCGACGUGAUGUUUCACCCUACAACCCUUUGACCCAAAUUAUGGAAAUUCGUCCCGGGGUAAAAACUCAUGACUAUGACUUAAGGAAUGACAGAACGGCCGAACAACCUUUAUGGUCAGAAACCACUGAACGGUUAAAAAACUUUGUGACUAGGAAAUAUUAUUAG
Messenger RNA from Paramuricea clavata, 855 nucleotides. The record is from the annotation of a GenBank genome assembly. NCBI's taxonomy places the organism in Eukaryota, Metazoa, Cnidaria, Anthozoa, Malacalcyonacea, Plexauridae.